AUGUCCUCCUCCGGCAGCCUCCGCGCGCUCGCGGUGGAGACGACCGCGGACGAGACGACCGUCGUCCUCCCGCCGUCGUCCGUCCCCGGCGCGUCGUCGUCGCGGAGCAAGAAUCUGCGCGACGGCAACAUGUCGUUCCGGAAGUCUCCGGACAGCUGGCGCCUCAGCGCGGACGCGUUCGACACGCACAAGAAGACCGCGGAGGAGUUCCAAGGCUUGCGCUCGCGGAAAGCGAAGAGCGGCGUGAUGGCGUACUACCGCAAGCAAAACGCGCUCGUGGACCAGUUCGGGGAGAUCGAGACGCUCAUCGCGGCGACGGACGCGACGGGCGCGCCGAUCCUGGCGUCCGACGAGGACGCCGCGGAGAAGACCCGGGGCGACGCGAAGCGAGAGAAGCGCGAGGAGUUCGCGCUGCAGAUCUCGUUCUGGGCGAACGUCCUCCUCCUCGGGAUCAAGACGUACGCCGCGGUCGUGAGCGGCUCGCUGAGCAUCAUGACCUCCGCGCUGGACUCCUUCUUAGAUCUCGUCUCGGGCUUGAUCUUGUACCUCACCGAGCGGAACAUGAAGAAGAGCAACAAGUACAUGUACCCCGCGGGUAAGUCGCGGAUGCAACCGUUAGGAAUUAUCGUCUUCAGCUGCAUCAUGGGCACGUUAGGGUUCCAGAUCAUGAUCGAAGGCGUCCGGCAGCUCGUCGGCGAGACCCACACGCACCACCUCGAGGAUCUGUGGGCGGUGCUGGGCAUCAUGGUCUCGGUCAUCGUCGUCAAGUUUUGCCUGUAUUUGUUCUGUAGGAACAGUCAGAACGAGGCGGUGUUGACGUACGCGCAGGACCACAGGAACGACGUGAUGACCAACUCCGUCGGCCUCGCCGCGGCGAUCGCGGGCGACAAGUUGUACUUCUGGAUCGAUCCGCUCGGCGCGAUCCUUCUCGCGUCGUACAUAGUGUACAACUGGUCGUGCACGGCGCUGGAGAACGUCAAAGCCAUGGUGGGGGUCAGCGCGCCGCCGGAGUUUCUCACGCAGCUGACGUACCUCGCGUGGAACCACCACGAGGACAUCGUGUGCAUAGACACCGUGCGCGCGUACACUUUCGGCCCGAAUUAUUUCGUCGAGGUGGACGUCGUGUUGCCGGAGGAGAUGCCGUUGCGAAGGGCGCACGACAUCGGCGAGAGCUUGCAGAAUAGGAUAGAAGAGAUGGAGGACGUGGAGCGCGCGUUCGUGCACAUCGAUUUCGAGACCGCGCACUACCCCGAGCACGCGGAGGCGACGAGGGCGGACCGCGAGAGGCGGCGGGCGGCGGCGCGGGCGACGGCGAUUUCGCCGGGGUAGAACAUCGAGACGCGGUCUCUAGCUUUGUGACGUACGUACGAAAGGCACGCGAC
Messenger RNA from Micromonas pusilla CCMP1545, 1382 nucleotides. RefSeq names its product cation diffusion facilitator family. Gene Ontology annotation, molecular function: monoatomic cation transmembrane transporter activity. The transcript is spliced from 2 exons. Gene Ontology annotation, cellular component: membrane. The record is from RefSeq and is a predicted model, not a curated record. Bases 1 to 1329 code for a protein of 442 amino acids. NCBI's taxonomy places the organism in Eukaryota, Viridiplantae, Chlorophyta, Mamiellophyceae, Mamiellales, Mamiellaceae. Gene Ontology annotation, biological process: transmembrane transport; monoatomic cation transport.